Molecule: messenger RNA, 2033 nt
Organism: Otolemur garnettii (small-eared galago)
Lineage: Eukaryota; Metazoa; Chordata; Mammalia; Primates; Galagidae
Gene: AMHR2
Product: anti-Mullerian hormone receptor type 2
Exons: 11
Coding region: 257-1894 (545 amino acids)
Biological process (GO): protein phosphorylation; cellular response to growth factor stimulus; BMP signaling pathway
Cellular component (GO): plasma membrane; signaling receptor complex
Molecular function (GO): transforming growth factor beta receptor activity; ATP binding
Source: RefSeq, a predicted model, not a curated record
UCCAGGAAAAGAGGAGGUGGCUGAAUAGAGGAGGAUAUAAGAUUGGUUCUGCUCCUCCCUUUCUUUCCCUGCUUUCCCCACACCUCCCUCUCCCCCACAGCAGCCUUCUCCCCCACAGAGACUGGGAUAGGAUGAGGGGGGCGGAGUUGGGAACUGAGGGAUGGGAAGCCCCAUGAUGCCCUGUAUCUGAAGAAAGCCCUGGCCAGGGACAGCUGUGCUGGCUCAUGCUCUUCUCCUGCUGCCAUCCUUCAGCAGGAUGCUGGGGUCUCUGGGACUUUGGGCAUUACGUCCCACAGCUGUGCAAGCACCUCCAAACAGGCGGACCUGUGUGUUCUUUGAGGCCCCCGGAGUGCGGGGAAGCACAAAGACACUGGGAGAACUGCUAGGUACAGGACCAGGGCCCCCCAGGGUUAUCCGCUGCCUCUACAGCCACUGCUGCUUUGGGAUCUGGAACCUGACCCAAGACCAGGCACAGGUGGAGAUGCAAGGAUGCCGAGACAGUGAUGAGCCAGGCUGUGAGGCCCUCCAUUGUGAGCCAACCCCCCGAGCCCACCCCAGCCCUGGCUCUACUCUCUUCACUUGCUCCUGUGGCACCGACUUCUGUAAUGCCAAUUAUAGCCACCUGCCUCCUCCAGGGAGCCCUGGGACUCCUGGUGCCCAGGGUCCCCAGGCCUCCCCAGGUGAGUCCAUCUGGAUGGCACUGGUGCUGCUGGGACUGUUCCUCCUCCUGUUGCUGUUGCUAGGCAGCAUCAUCUUGGUUCUACUACAGCGAAAGGCCUGCAGAGUACAAGGUGGGCCAGAGCCAGAGCCAGACUCAGGCAGAGACUGGAGUGAGGAGCUACCUGAGCUGCCCGAGCUAUGUUUCUCUCAGGUUAUCCAAGAAGGAGGUCACACAGUGGUAUGGGCCGGGCGGCUGCGAGGUGAGCUGGUAGCCAUCAAGGCCUUCCCUGCAAGGGCUGUGGCCCAGUUUCGAGCUGAGAGAGCAUUGUACGAGCUGCCAGGCCUACAGCACGACCACAUUGUCCGCUUUAUCACUGCCAGCCGUGGGGGCCCUAGCCCUUUGCUUUCAGGGCCCCUGCUGGUACUGGAACUACACCCCAAGGGCUCCCUAUGCCACUACUUGACCCAGCACACAAAUGACUGGGGGAGUUCCCUGCGGAUGGCACUGUCUCUGGCCCAGGGUCUGGCAUUUCUCCAUGAGGAGCGCUGGCAGGAUGGUCAAUAUAAACCGGGUAUUGCCCACCGAGAUCUGAGCAGCCAGAAUGUGCUCAUUAGGGAAGAUGGGUCAUGUGCAAUUGGAGACUUGGGUCUUGCCUUGGUGCUCCCUGGCCUCACUCAGCCCUCUGCCUGGGCCCCUACUCAACUGCAAGGUCCAGCUGCCAUCAUGGAGGCUGGCACCCAGAGGUACAUGGCACCAGAGCUCUUGGACAAGACUCUGGACCUACAGGACUGGGGCACAGCCCUCCGGCGAGCUGAUAUUUACUCUCUGGCUCUCCUCCUAUGGGAGAUCCUGAGCCGCUGUCCUGAUUUGAGGCCUGACAGCAGACCACCACCCUUCCAACUGGCCUAUGAGGCAGAACUUGGCAGUACCCCCACCACCUGUGAGCUAUGGACCUUGGCAGUGGAGGAGAGGAGGCGUCCCUACAUCCCAUCUACCUGGUGUUGCUUUGUCACAGACCCUGGUGGGCUGAGAGAACUCCUAGAGGACUGCUGGGAUGCAGACCCAGAAGCACGGUUGACAGCUGAGUGUGUACAGCAGCGCCUGGCUGCCCUGGCCUGCCCUCCGGAGGUCCCCUCCUUCCCAGAGAGCUCUCCACACAGCUGCCCACCUCUCUGCCCAGAAGACUGUACUUUACCUCCUUCUCCUGCCAUCUCGCCCAUGGGCUUUAGUUGAGUGCACGCCACUUCAGCAACCCCUAGCCUGAGCCAGAACAAGACUGUCUUUGAAAACAGCCCAGCAUUGUGACGAGUGCCUGUAGUCCCAGCUACUCAGGAGGCUGAGGGAAGAGAAUCACUUGAGCCCAAGAGUUUGA